AUGGCGGCAACGACUGACUGGGUGCCUGGUUCCAGGCUCUUCCCGUGGGACUCGCCAAUCGUGCACGACAACCUGUCCUUUGAGCUGCUCCCGGAGCACAGCUACGACGAACUCCCCGACAUCAAGGCAUAUCUUGCACUUCUGGGAUCGCCCAAGCCCUCGAAGCUCGACGAGCCGGCUAUCCCUUGGUUCUGGCGGCCUCCAGGAACGACAUUUCCUUUGUCUCAGCAAGAGGUGGAGCUGAAGGAGCGCUGCGACGCGGCAGUACGCCGAGGCGUGCAACAACUGCUGAGGAGACGUGAGAGGAACAAGGGCUAUGCGCGUUCAUACUCUUUGUGGUAUCCAUACAGCUGGAUACCAUCGUCUCCGUGGGCCGGUGUACAGCCAGGAUACGAGGGGGAUUUCCGAAGCGAAUGUCUCGCCGAAGGAUGCUCGGACGACGGGACUGGCCUCUCCUUGAGCGCCGACAUGCUACGGGCUUCCACUCGCCGGCGACGGUCGGCCAGAUCUGGCUAA
This is a messenger RNA of Trichosporon asahii var. asahii CBS 2479, 516 nucleotides long. RefSeq lists its product as uncharacterized. NCBI's taxonomy places the organism in Eukaryota, Fungi, Basidiomycota, Tremellomycetes, Trichosporonales, Trichosporonaceae. Bases 1 to 516 code for a protein of 171 amino acids. The record is from RefSeq and is a predicted model, not a curated record. The transcript has 4 exons.